CUGAUGUUGUAGUAGUAGUGGUUCUCCCCCUCCGCCGUAUUGGUUGAUUAGUUUGGAUUACCGGCACAAGUGUGAAAUUGAAAUUUCCCCUUUUUAAUCUCAGCCCAGGUUGAGCGGAGUAAUUCGUCGAACUCGCGUCGCGUCCGGAACGUCAUCGUCUUUAUCGUCUUUUGUUUGUUCGCUCGCUCUCAACGCGUACCUGGUGUAACACGAAAUAAAAGAAUAACUAUACAGGGUGGAAAAAAAGCCCGCGGGAAAUUUCUACGUUUGUACGUUUUCGUCGUAAAAGUAGCGCGGCCGUGUGAAGAGUUCUUGCCCCUUUUUGUGACAGUGUUAAGCUCAAAUCCGUCAAAAUUCGGUCCAAAAAUCCCCUCCCGACGUACUCGUCCCCGAUGGACCUGUGCGAGAUCCAGUACGGUGGUGGCACCACCGUGGUCACCGCGGUCCCUCCGGAGGCCUCCGCCGAUCUGGAAUCGCCGCCGUUGUCGAUCCGCACCGAGGAGGACUCCGCCAGCAGCACUGGUGGUGAAGCCGGUGACGAAGGCGUUAAUGUGGUAGCCGCAGCUGCGAGUUCCACACCGACAACCGAGUUUGACCAGCCAACGUCCCAGAAGAUGACAUCCGGGAUGGAGUUUGGCCGCAGUCCAGAUCAUCACUCAGAGCUAAAUCCCCACGUCGGCGGUCAGUUCGGAGCGGGCACCGGCCAUCACCAUCACCCGCUCGGUGUCCUCGGCAACCUGUCGGCGCUCAACAUGAACGUCCAGAACCUGUCCGGGCUGUCCGGUCUGGCGUCGGCCGUCGGUCUCCAGCACGGGGACGUCCUGGAGAAGCUCAAGAUGCAGGUGCGGGACAUGAAGGUGGGCCUCGGCGGCGGGGAUUCCGCCGGAGCUGACUUUGCGGCCUCGUUGCAUGCAAGCUUCGGUGCAAGUGCAACGGCCGCCCUGCAACAUCAGCAGCAGCAGCUGGCUGCGAGUGGGAUUGGGGGGAUGUUUGGUGGGGAAGGAGGUCACCGAGGGGGGAUUAGUGCACAGGGCGGGGGACAAAGUAACAGUGUAAACAGUGGUGGGGCUAGUGGUGGUGGUGGUGGUGGAAGUGGAAGUGGGGGUGCUACAAGUGGGGGAAGUGUCACGUCGAAUGGAGCGGGAAAUUGGGCGUUGCCGAGCGUGCCACCGGCUGCAAAGGAUGGAAACCCCGGCUCGAAUUCCUCCACCUCGAGCGAGACAUCCAACUCGUCCCAGCAGAACAACAACAAUGGUUGGAGCUUUGAAGAGCAGUUCAAACAAGUCAGACAGCUCUACGAAAUCAACGAUGAUCCCAAGCGGAAAGAGUUCCUCGACGAUCUGUUUCUGUUUAUGCAAAAGAGAGGAACCCCCAUCAACCGCCUCCCCAUCAUGGCCAAGUCGGUGCUGGAUCUGUACGAGCUGUACAACCUGGUGAUUGCCCGCGGCGGCCUCGUCGACGUGAUCAACAAGAAGCUCUGGCAGGAGAUCAUCAAGGGUUUGCAUUUGCCGUCGAGCAUCACCAGUGCGGCGUUCACGCUGCGGACACAGUACAUGAAGUAUCUCUACCCGUACGAGUGCGAGAAGAAGAACCUGAGCACGCCGGCGGAACUGCAGGCCGCGAUCGACGGGAACCGGCGCGAGGGUCGACGCUCCAGCUACGGCCAGUUUGAGUCGCCGUCGGUACAGCGCUCCCCGAUCCCACCCCAGGGCAUCCAGCAAAUGUCCCCACUCUCGCUGGUGACCCACGUGAACCAGCAGCAGCAGCACCACCGUCUGCUGGGCGCUCCCAACGUUGGCCAGAUCCCGAACCUGCUCCCAGCGGAAUUUGAACAGCGCAUGCUCGACUACAUCAAGCUGUUCCAGCCGAAGGAGACCAAACGCGAGCAAAGUCCCGAACAGAUGACGCUGAACGCGCUGGAAAUGUCCCGCGUGGCCCUUUGGAACAUGUACAACAACAACACGAGCCCACCGAACUCGCUGCAGACGGCGAGCCCACCGGAAAUGCAAAGUUUGUUCAAUUACAGGGAAGCGCUGAACCUGGCCGAGAGUCCGCCCCACCACCUGUCGAUCAAGCGCGAGCGGGACAUCCCGAUGGACUUUACCGGCGAUCGCGCCGGCCGAGACUUCCACGCCGGCCUGCCCCCGGCCAAGCGCAGCAACAACAACUCGAUCGCGGCCGUAGCCGUUGCCCAGCUCCAGCAGCAACAUCACCACCAACUAGGCGCACGCUCGCUAACCCCCCAAAAGCUGAACAUGUCCUCGCACGACGAAGACGACGCCCGCUCCGACGGAACACCCAUCAACCUGCGCGGAGGACCCGAAAACGGUACCCUCCGCCAUCACCACGACGAAGACCUUCCCGAGGACGAAGAGGAAGACGACGACGAGGAGAUGACCAUCGCCGACGACGAAGCCCACCACCCGCUAGCCCUGAACCGCAUCACGGAACACGCCGCCGCCGCCCUCGUCGCAGCCCAGCGCGAGCAAGCCGCCCAGAACCAUCUGGCCAGUCUCAACCUGAGUCUGCUGGAGCGGGAACGCUGCGGCAGCGCUGACAAACUCAAACGCCAGCAGGCUCAGCUCCACCUGGAACAACUCCAGCGCGAACAGCUACUGCACCAUCAGCAACAGCAGCAGCAGCAGCAGGCCCUCCAACGCGAACGGGAACGUGAGCUGCAGCAGCGCGAACGGGACAUCCAAAAGGCCAAGGAACUGCAGCAGCAACAGCUUCUUCAGCAACAACAGCAGGAACAGAAUCGUCUGCGAGAGGCGCAGCAGCAGCAGCAACAACAGCAGCAACAGAAUGGGGAUCGGCUAAGUGGGUUGGGUAAUGUGGGAAGCAACAACACCAGCACCAGCAGUGAUCACAGCCAGAAUCGGGCCGGAUCGGCGAAUGGAAGGGCGUUCAGUCCGGGAUCGGCGGGAGGAGCCGGUGGACAGCAGCAGCAGCAGCAGAUGGGCAUUAUGGGCAUGCAGUUUAAGCUGAUCAGUAGAGGUGACGCCACCAAGGGCGACCAGCAGCUGGUCGUGUCGAUGGAGUUCAACGGCGUCCAGUACGAGGGCGUCCUGUUUGCGAAUCCCUCGUCCACCGGAUCUCCGCGCUCCGCGUCCUCACCGCAGGCCAACGCUUCCAGCAACGCCAACAACACCAGCACCAGCAGCAGCAGCAGCAGCAGUAAUCCACGCAUCCGGGCGACCAGUUCACCGUCGACGGCCGGAGGGCUCCUGCUGACCACGGCACCCUCGGCGGACGCGCUCGCAGGUUCCCCGGCCGGAAGCUUGAGCAGCAACAGCUCGACGUCGGCGGCGGCCUCCCCCGUCGGCUCUUCGUCGCUCAUUUCGCCCGCCAAAAGUUCGUCGCUCGAUGAGCCGAUGGUCGGUGGGGCCGGACUGACGCCGGUGGUGGUCGCGCCGCGGCCCAUCGUUUCCUAGAGUUCUUUUUAUUAAGGUUAGUUCCGCUUCUUGAUUUUUGCUAAAGUAGCAAAAUUCUCUCGCAAUCCAGAUACAUAAUUUUUACUUUUUGAGCUCUCGAAUGUUGCAUUUUAUUUGAAUAUUAUUUGCUCUCGCGCUAGAAACAAAAAUUAUACAUUAAAAACUACAAAUAUAAUACAUUGUAGGCGAUCUAUGUUUAGUCUAAAUUUUAACGAAUCGUAUGAAAAGCAAAAAGGGAAUUUUAUCAGUGUACGGCACGUCUUGAGAGCAACUUUCAUGCAAGUCGCUUGCUCGGAUGAAGCUGAAGGUGGCGUGCUACGAAUUUAGUCGAGGCGCGCAGCUCCGGUUUGUGUCUUCGAUGGUGCGUACACUGUUAAUGGAAACGAAUCACUUUUGAACCAAAAAUUAAUUUUAAAUCUUUUUUUCACAAAAGCUAAUUGAAAUGCAAGGAAAUUAUGCAAAUCGGGAAAAUUUUAGCAACUGACAUAUUUUUGUUGUACAUGUGGUGAAGUAAGGAAAAGCAGGUUAAGUUGAAGUAAAAUUAGUUAAGGGAUGUUUUUCAGUAGAGAAAGAUGUGAUUACUGGUUAGAUUUUAGGCGAGACUGUGGGCACGAGCAACGAAUUUUCCUUCCCCCUGCCCCCUGUUCAAUAUUUUCUGUAUGGAUGAGAAAAUAAAAAUAAAGCGCUUCACAUAUCCUAGCGGGCAACAAUGUGUAAAUAUACUAUUGUCUCAGAGCAUUAACUAUCCUAAUCCUACUUAGUGAAGCAAAUCGAAACGAGGAGGAAAUCGAUCAAAACUCGCUUUUUACAUUGUGUAACCGUAAGUUAUUCUAUUAUUUUCCCCUUAGUUUUUACCCAACUUGAGCGAUUUUACUUAGGCCCUCUUUAGCGUGUAGGCGUGCAAAUCGCAACAAAUUAGUGCAAAAUGUUUUUUUUAUUACUAUUAUUAUUAUUACUGUUAUCACAAGACGGUUUCCUUCUUUUCUCGAAGAAUACGCAAAUAUUUGAAACAUGAAACAACACGAAAAAUCUCUUGCAAUAUAUAAGUUAAGGCGAGCCGGCAAAACGGCAACGGAAAAGAAGAUACACACAAAAGUGUUGGAAAAAUCAUCAAAAAACAUGAACGUGGAAGAGGAAAAAAAGUGCUAGAAUGUAGAGUUUUUUUUACUUUUAUUUUUUAAUUUAAUAUAUUUUCCCCUCCCAGACAAACACUGAACGAAUGAACAAGCAAACUAUUUAAACUAGACGGUAGCGAAAAAAACACAUAAAAAGUAAAGUAAACUUGCAGUAGAAUCAAUUAGUGACCAAGCUAAUAUGUUUAGCUGAAAAGACAUGACCGCUUCGAUACAUCACAAUCACACUCUUAAUCAACAAUCGCAAAACCGCAAUCUGCUUUUACGAUUGACUUAUCUGGUUUAAAGUGUAAAGAGAGAGUAGUAGGUGGAAAUCCCAAAAAAAA
This is a messenger RNA of Culex quinquefasciatus (southern house mosquito), 4893 nucleotides long. It is a transcript of the gene retn, whose product is annotated as protein dead ringer. Gene Ontology annotation, cellular component: nucleus. Gene Ontology annotation, molecular function: DNA binding. NCBI's taxonomy places the organism in Eukaryota, Metazoa, Arthropoda, Insecta, Diptera, Culicidae. The record is from RefSeq and is a predicted model, not a curated record. The transcript has 10 exons. The coding region runs from base 393 to 3434 and encodes 1013 amino acids. Gene Ontology annotation, biological process: regulation of transcription by RNA polymerase II.